Molecule: messenger RNA, 4627 nt
Organism: Harpegnathos saltator (Jerdon's jumping ant)
Lineage: Eukaryota; Metazoa; Arthropoda; Insecta; Hymenoptera; Formicidae
Product: ionotropic receptor 25a
Exons: 5
Coding region: 2572-4002 (476 amino acids)
Biological process (GO): monoatomic ion transport
Cellular component (GO): membrane
Molecular function (GO): ligand-gated monoatomic ion channel activity; signaling receptor activity
Source: RefSeq, a predicted model, not a curated record
UCGCUCUCUCUCUCUCUCUCAUUUUCGCCGGUUAGAACCGCGGGUUUAUGGAUAUUCUCGCGUGUUAUUGUCGCGCGCGAUAUUCUCGUUAACGUGCGUGCCCACGACGCGAUGAGUUUCAUAUAAUCAUAAAUACUAUCCGCGAGCGAGCAAGCGCCGAGCUGAUGAUAGAUGGCUGCCAUCGUCGGGCGCUCGAGUGCGCUCUAAAAUAAACGGCGCACCGUAAACCGUGCCGCGGUCGCCGAUCGUCGCACACGAGAGAGACAGAGACAGAGACAGAGACAGAGACAGAGAGAGAGAGAGAGAGAGAGAGAGAGAGCGCACAGCUCGUCAAUCAGAGACUCGAAGACUGAAACUCUCCGCAAUUAACCACAGACGACCCGUGGUGAUCCGCGAGUACACCACCCCGUCCUUCCUCCGCCUCCUCCUCCUCCUCCUCCUCCUCUUGCUCGUCCUUCGGCAGCAGGGUAGUGAUUAAGAGAUUCGCAAUUCUCCGGUUUCGUUUAAUUACACAGCGAAUAAAAUCGAUUCCGAUUCCGAUUCCGCGUCAAAUCAAAGGGCACCGGCGUAAAACUGCGUAACAAGUUGAAUUGAAUUGAUUUGGCGUAGAUUAACGAAACGCGGGCGUGAAGCAGACUGCAAAAGCGAAUUAAAUUACAGCUACUCUCGAUAGAGGAGGCGGAAUGGCUACCCCCCCUCUCCCGUAUUGCACAUUAUAAUGCACUCGCGUCGCAAGUUAUGCUUAUGAGUCGCAAUUGAGGCGCUCCGGGCGCACCGUAUGAAAAUUAAAUCGAUGCGAGAUAACCGCGCUCGCGAGUGGUCGGCCGAGGGCUGGCAGGCGAGGAAAAAGGAUCGCCUUAUUAAUUCACGUACAGUCGGCUCAAAAAAGGACACACCGUUGAAAAAAGAGAUCGCUUGUCGUUCCAAUUGCCACGACACGUUGUUGCUCUAAAUUGAUAAGGGUUGAAGCCCGAGAUCUCUCUCUCUCUCUCUCUCUCUCUCUGUCGCUUGCUAAUUUUUUUUAAUUCGCUGCACUCGCCUCGGUGCAUACACACACACACACAUACGCGCACGUGCACCGCACAGUAAGCACGGGGUGAAGGAUUUAAUUUUGCCGGAUGAGGAACGCGAAUUAGCCGGAGGUCGUUGCGAGACGCAGGACUUCGCGUACGUGGUGCUUGUUCGCCGCACAACGUACGUGAUAUCAAGCCGCGCUGAAUUGGCCGGAAUGACGGAUAUAUAGCGUAUGCGCGUCACGUGUAUAUACAACCGCCACCAGAUAUUAAUGCAAUUAGCCGCGAUAUCGCCCAGCCACGCAGCCUUUAGCGUCUACGUUGAAUCAGAUUUUUAACUUAUACGCCUUCUUAACGAUUCGCGCGCGCGCGCGCGCGCGUUAUAUCAGCAUGAAUUCGCAACCUUACGACCUAGAACCAGAUUUUACCAUACUUUCAGACAGUUUUUGUUUCUCGCGUACAACACUCGGCCCGCGACGACGACGAAGACAACGACGGCGACGCUUUUCGCGGCGCAGCGUACUCGUGACGCGCGACGAUCGAAAGGAAUCAUUUAAUAGCGCAAAAACGAAAGGAUCGGGUAACGCGAGACUCGAGAACACGGGAUCGGCAAACCGAUCUGGAAAUAUCGAGCGAGUCGGCGUGCUUUGUUACGCUCGACGGUGAUUUCGCGUUCGCUCCGGUAUCGCAAUUCGGCCUGCUUUGAUACAGCGCGUGGCGGAGAAAAUGUUCCCCGAUCCGCCUGUCGAGAUAGAGCCCGUUGCGGGACAUACACGGAAUGUAUAUGUUCCGGGAAACUAUCAGCGGCGCGAAAGUUACCGCGAGCUGCGCCGAUAGGAAAAUCGCGAGUUCCGCGCUGAUACGCGCCGGCCGCGUGCUGACGCGCGUCUGUAACAAGCGUCUCCGUGAAAACGUGUCGCGUAAAAUUGCAUGUUAUGCGCGGGAAACAUGCACGCGUCAGAAAUGCCAAACGUGCAACGCUCGCGGCCCAAUUCGCGCGGUGGGAGAUAGGCGGUAAAGUAAAAACAAGAGAAAAAGGAGAGAGAGAAAGAAAGAGAGAGGGGAAAGCGCAAGACAACAAGAGCGGCUCGCGCGUGGCAGCGGCGGUCUAUCUUGUUGGCCGUUAUUGCUGGAUAUAUCGAGGUACUUUGUAAAAAAAGAGAAAAAAUAGCCGAAGAGGAAGAAGGGCGAAGGGGUACGAUUGGUCAGGUGAGCACCGAGCCGGCGUCAUCCCCGAGGCAACCAGUAUGGAAACACACAGACGUGGAGCCGCGUCGCACAGUCACCCUCGUGAGGCGAAGAGAGGCCUUCUGGCACGUGCGAGUGAGUCUUCAUUUUCCGCGUGUCCCGAAGCACGGGCUAUUAUCUCGAGAAACCGGCAACAUUCGUGCCUGGAAAAGCCGACCGCCGAAUCGGGGGACGGGGAGAGAGGGUGCGUUUUAUUACGCUCGGUAUUCCCUCUUUUUCCGCUUUUUACGCUGAUAGAAUCUACCUCGCGCAAGUUCCUCGUACUCGCGAGCGUUUCUGGACGACAAUUAGCGACUCGUCAACCCACGAGAUGAAUAUUACCGCGAGACCGCGGUAUCGCGUGGUAACGGCCGUCAGCUCGCCAUUCGUCAUGUACAACAGCAGCAGCGGCAGCUUCUACGGCUACUGUAUCGAUCUACUGGAGUCGAUGAGCCGGAUUUCCGGCUUCGACUACGAUCUCGUAGAGUCCACAGAUCAAUUGUUCGGCCAUGUAACAGAAUCGGGCGAGUGGACCGGCAUGAUCGCGGAUCUGCUGAACGACAGCGCGGACUUCGCCGUGGCAGCGCUUUGGAUCACGCACCUUCGACGACAGGUAGUAGACUAUACCAUACCGUUCUACAAGGACAACGGCUUCACGAUCAUGAUGCGAAGGCGCGAACAGUUCAAUGUGUUCCUCUGGUUCCUUACGAUCCUCGACCUCCAGGUCUGGCUGCACUUCGCCAUCACGUUCCUCGUCACGUCGAUCUUGAUACGGCUGUUUGAGCGUUUCUCGCCCUACAGCUACAGCAAUAUGGCUGAAAGUUACACCGACGAGCCGGAUCAGCGGUUCGCAAGCUUACGGGAGUGCUUUUGGUUUUCCUUGACGGCGCUCACCCCCGAGGGGGCUAGUGCGAUGCCCAAGAGCCUCUCCGGCAAAAUGGCCGUUGCUGUCUGGUGGCUGCUCGUCUUCGUCAUCGUGGCGGCCUACAACGCGAACCUUGCCGCGUAUCGAACUCUGGAUCGAUUGGAGCGCCACAUCGAGACGAUCGACAAUCUCAGGAGGCAAUAUCAGGUUGACUACUCGACCAUUGUCGAUUCGGCGACCUAUAGGUACUUUGAAAGUCUGAAGGACAACGAGGAGCUUCUGUCCAGCCUGUGGCGACAAAUGAGUCUGGACGAGAGCGUGUCGGAUUGGGAGAGAAGCCAGCUCACCGUAUGGGAGUAUCCGGUCGAUGAUAAGUACACGAAGAUUUACAACGCGAUGAGAAAAACGGGCUUACUCGCCAAUAAAGAAGAAGCCGUGAACAGCGUGCGACGGAUUAAUCGUACCCGCGAAUUCGCCUACAUCGGCGAGGCGACGCAGAUCAGAUACCUCGCGCUGACCAAUUGCGAUCUCAAGCAAGUGGGCGAGGAAUUCGGCAUGAGGCCGUUCGCGUUCGCCGUGAAAAAGGGCUCGCCGUUGAAGAGCAAGCUCGAUGAUUCAAUCACGCAGGUCGCGUUGCGGGGGAUACCGUUGGAAUUGGAGAAGAAAUGGUGGGACGAGAAUCCGGCGAGGGCGCAGUGUCCGACGAAUGACGGAAUUGACGCGGGAUUCACGUUCAACGACACAAGAGCGAUAUUUCUGCUGAUCCCCGUCGGGAUCCUUCUGGCGAGCGUUACAUUGUGUCUACAAUACGGGUAUACCAUUCGAAAGAGACGCGACGAGAAAAAGCGACGAGCGUUUGUAAAAACGAGCGCGCGGCGAGAGUGCCGCGCAAAAUAAUGGGCUGCCGAGAGUAAACAAUAUAUCGGGGCCGAGAUUUCUCGCUCUCAUGGGCGACGCGACGCUUUCGAUUCAGCGUCGUUUUGCCAGCCAGCCAGCGAGUGAGCGAGAAAACUAAUUCGAGUUCCCGAGCUCGUGAAUUACAGUGUUGACACCGAAGCAUACAAGCAAUGUUUGACACCGAUUUCACCGUUCUAACCGAUCUCUUGUUAGAGAUUCCGAUUUUAAAUAACGAAAAUAAUGAUGUAAUGAUCUAGCAUUUGAUUGCGCGAUCACAUGCAAUAUCCGCGCCGUGUAUUCCUGAUACUUUUAGCCGGCUUGACAAAGUCAGAUAUUUUAUUUAUUACAAGACUCCGAGAAUCGAUUGUGCUCAAGUCGCACGUUUUGAGAUUCUCAAUUCCGUUCUCGUUCUUUAGCCACGAAUGGCAGUCCGCGCCCGCGUAUAUCAAGGACAUGCCGUGAUUUUUUACUUGCUAUCGCGCAAUUGUGAUUUACUGGACCGCGGAAUAUAGUUUUCGACUAUUUCUGUCGAGCGGCCGAUUUGCAUAUGGAGACGCUGAUAACCGCUUUCGGUUGAUGUGAGCUCGCGUGACGUUGUUUAAAAAAAAAAAAAAAAACUACAGCC